AUGAAAACUUGUGUUUCCUCAGCUAAGAUAUCCGUUUUGGUGAACGGGUCACCAACAUCUGAGUUUUGUCCACAACGAGGCCUGAGGCAAGGAGACCCAUUGUCACCAUUUCUAUUCAACAUUGUAGCAGAAGGUCUGAAUAUUUUGCUGAGCAGAGCCAGACAGCUGGGCCUAAUUCAAGGGGCGGUGGUGGGCUCUAGUGGGUUGAGAAUCACGCACUUGCAAUUUGCAGAUGAUACGAUUUUGUUCUGUAAUGCGGAUAAAGAGGAGGUGGGAAACAUUAAAAGAAUUCUAAGAUGCUUUGAGAUUGUAUCAGGUCUGAGAAUUAAUUAUCACAAGAGUGUUAUCUGUGGGAUUGGGGUAGACGACGGUUCGAUGCAGGAGUUUGCUUCUUCCUUAAAUUGUUGCCACCAUAAAUUGCCUCUAAAAUACUUGGGGCUUCCUUUGGGGGCUAAUCCCAGCAGGAGGAGUACUUGGAAACCUGUUCUUGAUAAGUUCAAACAAAAAUUGUCAACAUGGAAGAGAAGGUUGUUAUCUUUUGCUGGGCGCUUAACUCUUAUUAAAUCGGUUAUGUCUAAUCUGCCCAUCUACUAUCUUUCACUGUUUAGAAUCCCUGCUGGAGUGGCAAAGGAAAUUGAGAGAAUACAAUCUGCAUUUCUUUGGGGUGGAUCCGAUCUUAGAAGGAAAAUACAUAUGGUCCGAUGGGAGGUGGUUUCUAAAAAUAAGAAUUUAGGUGGGUUAGGGUUGAGGAGGAUAAAAAGUUUCAAUCAAUGUCUCUUGCUGAAAUGGUGGUGGAGAUUUGGUGUAGAGAAUAAAUCCCUUUGGAAGGAAGUGAUCUGCUCCAAGUAUGUGUCAUUGGAUGGAAGAUGGACACCACAGUUAAUAAGCAGAGAAUCCAAGAUCUGGUCGGAUAUUAUUCAAGCUGUAAUGUCCAAUCCAGAGCUACAUCACUUUUAUAUUUCUAAUGCUCAGAUUGUUCUGGGGGAUGGGAGAAGAGCUCGAUUUUGGAGAGACAAAUCUGAUGAGCUCAUAUGGGGUGCAGACCCAUCUAAUACUUUCUCUGUCUCCUCAGUAUAUUUUUGGAGUGAAUCACAUUUGGGACCUAUACUACCUGUGGCUGCUUCAAUUUGGAAUAAUUUUGCUCCUCCAAAAGUUCAAUGUUUUGGGUGGAUGGCUUGGCUGGGUAAGAUUAAAACUUCGAGUUUCCUUCAUAGAAUUGGUAUUCUAACAGGGAAUGUAAAUCUGGAUUGUGUCUUCUGCCACAAUGAGAUUGAAACUGUGGAACAUAUUCUAUUAAUGAAGAAGCUGGAAAAGAAAAUUUGGAAGGUUCUUCCUUUGGCUAUCCUCUGGUCUACAUGGAAGCAUCGAAAUGAUUGCAUCUUUAAUGGCUCUCAACCAAACUUGGAAGACCUAUGUGAAAUAGUGAAGGUUCGUGUAGCUAUGUGGCUCAAAGCCUCACCAACCCAGGUGGAGUUUUCUAUUAAUGACUUGGUUUUCAACCUGUCACAGUUCAGAGUUGGCCAGGUGGUCAUGGCAGUUCAGAGUUGGCCAGGCAACAGAAGUGUCCUUCAGUCUAACAUUGCAGGUGCUCCUUACUGA
Camellia sinensis is the source of this 1599-nucleotide messenger RNA. Lineage: Eukaryota; Viridiplantae; Streptophyta; Magnoliopsida; Ericales; Theaceae. The record is from RefSeq and is a predicted model, not a curated record.